AUGGAUUCAAGCAGGCUCGUCUCCCACAACCCAGACCACCAUCUCCUUCUCAUAACUAACGACCCACCAGCAAUCUUCUGCAACGUCUUUCUCUCUGGCUUCGAUGGGACGAUCACAGCUUCUACCUACGCAGUAAUCGGUUCAGACUUCAACGCCGCCAACACCGUCUCCUGGAUCACGACCUCGUACCUCAUCACCACCACCGCGUUCCAGCCCCUCUAUGGCCGCUUCUCAGACGUCCUGGGCCGGCGAGUAUGUUUCUUCACUGCUACUAUCGCGUUCUCCCUUGGAUGUCUAGGCUGUGGCCUCGCCCCCAAUAUUAUCUUCCUCAACCUGAUGCGGGGCCUCACCGGCCUCGGUGGGGGAGGACUGGUCACAAUGGCCACGAUCAUCAACUCUGAUAUCAUCCCACUACAGAAUCGAGGCAUGUAUCAAGCUUCUCAGAAUGGUCUUUUGGGGUUCGGGGCAAUUUGUGGUGCGAGUUUGGGAGGAGUCAUUGCUGACUCGGUGGGUUGGAGGUGGUGUUUCUUGUGUCAGGUUCCCGUCUCAAUGGCGGGUCUCAUCGUGGGACAUUUUGUUAUCAAGAAUCCGGCUCCGUCUAUGACCGCUGUUAGGACCGGGGAGUCUGGGCAGAUGUCGCUUUGGAGACGGAUUGAUUUCUCUGGGGCCAUACUAUUGGUGCUGGGUCUGUCUUCUCAGUUGACAGCGCUGAGUCUUGGUGGUAAUCAGUACCCGUGGUCUGACACCAGAGUCAUUGUCAGCUUUGCCAUCAGUGUUGUCAUUCUUAUCGUCUUCGUCUGGGUGGAGUUGAAAACGGAGGCUUUACCAGUCUUGCCGAUGUCGAUGCUGAGAGGAAGAGUUGUUAUCAGUAACACGGUCAGCAAUGUAUUGUGUGGAAUGUCUGCUUUCGCAUUCCUUUUCACAAUUCCACUCUUCUUCCAAGUCGUACUCUCGGAGUCAGCCUCGAAGGCUGGUAUCAGACUCAUCAUUCCCUCGCUCGGAACUCCCGUUGGUGGACUCAUAGCAGGCUUCACCAUGAGUCGCUGGGGAAUGCUCAAUCACCUCGUGCGCCUCGGCUGUCUCCUAAUGGUAAUCGGGAAUGGAGUGAUGGCAACACUCAACUAUCACGACUCGAGCUGGAAAUACAUCGUCUACCUCUUCCCUGCAAACCUCGGCCAAGGAAUUGUCUUCCCAAGCAUGCUCUUCACCAACAUCGCAGCAUUCCAACAAUCUCAACAAGCAGUCUCAACCUCAACGGUCUACCUUUUCCGCUCCAUGGGUAGCGUCUGGGGCGUCGCAGCCGCAUCAACGAUAAUUCAGAACGUCCUCUCGUCCAGACUGCCCGGGGCAUUGUCCGGAAUACCAGAUAAAUUGAAAAUCAUCACCUCAAUCCGCCACUCCAUCACCGCGCUCAGCUCCCUCGAUCCGGAGGUCCAAGAAAUCGCUCAUCGCGUGCACUUCGAGGCCUUACAGCUUGUGUUUCUAGCCUCCACUGCAUGGGCGCUCAUCGCGCUGGUUGCGGCAUUUUUCGCAAGAGGGCAGAGGUUGGAUCGUCGCUGA
Molecule: messenger RNA, 1560 nt
Organism: Hyaloscypha bicolor E
Lineage: Eukaryota; Fungi; Ascomycota; Leotiomycetes; Helotiales; Hyaloscyphaceae
Product: MFS general substrate transporter
Exons: 4
Coding region: 1-1560 (519 amino acids)
Biological process (GO): transmembrane transport; basic amino acid transport
Cellular component (GO): fungal-type vacuole membrane
Molecular function (GO): basic amino acid transmembrane transporter activity
Source: RefSeq, a predicted model, not a curated record